UUUUUCUAGCCUUUAUUCCUAGCCAUUUUUUCUUUUUGAACAUUUCUUUAUCUCCUAAUUCAUCAAUAUGUGUUGAAGAAUUAAGAAUUAUUCCUUUUAAAUUGUUAAUUUGAAGAUUUGUACCGCGAAUUUUGUAUCGAAUUUAAGGUAACUUCGCAUUCAAGUUUCUAAUAUAUUUGUUGAAAAUUACCUUUAAACAUACAUUCUUAUUAUUGUUAAUUUUGUUAUAAAUUCACCUCUUAAUUUUUUAUUUUUUAUUUUUGAAAAAGGAAAAUGCAAAAUGCUUGUUUAUGUGCUCAAUGAAAUAUGAAAACAUGGAAACAUGUUUACAAUAUUUCCAGAAAUGAGGAGAAAUAAAAGGUCAACUCAUAAAAACAAGGAGAAAAAACUAUCAUGGAAAAGUUCAAACAUUUCCAUGUUUUAAUGAAAAUGACUAUUAAUUAAUCCCAAUUUUUUUAAUUAAAAAUAUGAUUAACUUAAUCUCUUAAAAGUCUUCGUGGUUUCCACUCCAUUAAAAGGGAAUCAAUCAAUCAAUUAAAUUAUAUUUGACAAAAUAUAUGAUUAACCUUUCUUUCAUUACAAGAUCUUGUUAGUUGUAUAGAAAAUGAUGUACUAUAUGCUAUAGUUUUUAUGUAUAAACAUGUAAUAAAAUGCACAAGUUAAAAAACCAUGAACAUGAUUUUUUGUUUUUCCUUUUGCAGAUUUAGGUUCUUAGAUGAACACUUAGCUCAUUUCGAAUUUCGCUAAACUCGAAAUUAAGGCCAUCAUAAUUUGAUAUAGUUGUUGUUGUUGAUCACAAAAGACAAUGUCAAUGAAGGUGAAGGGACUUCUCAAAGGUCUAAGAUACAUUUCAACAAUAUUUGAUGAUGAAGAAGAGGGAGAAAUGCAAAUUGGGUUCCCUACUGAUGUAAAACAUGUUGCCCAUAUUGGUUGGGAUGGUCCAACAGCAAAUUCACCUAGCUGGAUCAGUCAAUUCAAAGAAGGCGAUUCAGAAGGAGGCGGAGGAGGAGGAGGAGGAGGGGGAGGUUCGAAUGGUAAUAAAUAAUACUCCAUUCGUCUCAAAAUAUAUACUCCAUUCGUCUCAAAAUAUAUGUUACCAUGAUAAGAUGUUAAAUGAAAUUGUAAACUAUAUAGGCUUACAUUGGUAUGUUUUUCUUUGUUGGGUAGUUGAUCAGCAACCUGCACCUAGAACACGAGGGGUGUCAGUCCAAGAAAAACGGUUCUCAACAGGCUCGGACUCACCCUUACCCCUUGAGUCCCCCUCUCGAAAGAGGUCCGACAAACCCAAGGGGUCAAGGCGUGCUAACUCAGCCUCUGCAGCUGAUUCACCUAGAAGGUCAUCGACUUCAACAGAAAACAGAACAAAACACCAGCAGCAGCAGCUCUCUGCAGCAGAAGGUGACACAACUACAGCAGGUCCAAAAACCUCCACACGCCGAAAAAAGCCUAAGAGUGGUUCAUCUUCGGGUCAGUCUUCUUCUAAAACAUCAAUCAAGCCAAAAUCCACUGGCCCAUCAUCCGAUACUUCACAGUACUCUGAUCCAGGGACAGGGCGUAGAAAAGGUAAAGAUACUUGUCAGAGUUCAGUUCUGAAAAUAUCAUCUGAACAGGAGGAUCAGAAGGCAUUGGAUGAUAUUUCUAGAGGAAUUCAAGCUAUGUAAAAGUAGUUCCAUAAUUCAUGUGUAAUGUAUAUUUUUUCUGUACACAUAAUCUUUUUUGGCAUAACUUUUGGUUUAGAAUCUAUCUCAUGAUCUAUUCCUUGCAAGUUGCAACAACAGAUUGAUAGUUGUAUUCUUUGAUUCAAGUAAAUAGACACAAGAACUCUUAGCUUGAGGCUCAUUCUUUAA
Molecule: messenger RNA, 1847 nt
Organism: Beta vulgaris subsp. vulgaris (sugar beet)
Lineage: Eukaryota; Viridiplantae; Streptophyta; Magnoliopsida; Caryophyllales; Amaranthaceae
Exons: 3
Coding region: 915-1661 (248 amino acids)
Source: RefSeq, a predicted model, not a curated record